Molecule: messenger RNA, 708 nt
Organism: Ostreobium quekettii
Lineage: Eukaryota; Viridiplantae; Chlorophyta; Ulvophyceae; Bryopsidales; Ostreobiaceae
Source: the annotation of a GenBank genome assembly
AUGUCCCGAGGGUGGUGCAUUUGGGGGCAUCAAGCAUUGAUGGCAUAUGGAAGGACAUACAAAAGAUCGCUGAUGCACUGGGGGUGCACAAACAGGGAGCACAGUUCAUCCAGAGUCUGCAAAGACAAGUGUACACCACAAAGGUGGCUGCCAUGGGCCGGGGUGUGCCAAAAGUUGCAGUUUUUCAGUGCAUGUGAUGAGCCAGAUAUGCAAUGCUUUCUUGGGCACAUGUUUCUCACUGGCGAAUGUCAGAAAGACAUUCUCAGUUUUUUGGAAUGGUAUCUGUGGCAAGGCAGAAGUCGUUUGGUCGCAUCAAUGAACAUUGACAGGAAGCAUCACGAUGCACCUCCAUGGGCGUCCGAGCUUAUUCGACUUCUUGGAGCAGAGGAUGCUCUUGAAGAAGCUGAAAAGUGUGCUGGCUCUCCAUUGGAGCGGUUGAAAUCCUCCUCGGAUGUUGUGAUCUUUGCCCUGCAAGGCCUGAAGCUCAACGAAGCAGCCGCCCAGGUGAAAAGGACUCUUGACACGUUGAGCGACGGCGGGCCGUCGCGAGCCAGAAUGGCGGUUGUGGAUGGGUCGAGAGUUCUUUGCCAACCCGGGCCGUCGAUAUCAGAGUCUCUUGAGGUGCUUCUGGAGGUCCUGCAUCCAGAAGCUCAGCCCUUCGGACACCAAGGGGAACUUUGGAGAUCGCUGGGCCGCGAGAUGGCGUGA